AUGAUCUUUAAUCCCUGGUCUUACUUUCAUCUGGAGGGAAAUGCCAUAUCAACGAUUCCCGAGGAUUUAUUUCAAAAGCUGCCGCAUCUUGUCUGGCUGGAUCUCCGGUAUAACAAGAUUAAAGCUCUUCCCCCUGGAAUCGGUUACCACAGGCAAUUGAAAACUCUUCUUUUAGAAAGGAAUCCUAUAAAAGAGCUACCUGCAGAGCUUGGAAACUUAACUUCGCUGACAGCCUUGAAUCUGAGACACUGCCCCCUUGAAUUUCCACCUAAAGAUGUCAUACAAAAGGGAUUAAAAUCCAUCCUGUGCUUUCUUCGGGAUUCUGGGAAAGGAAGACAGCUCUGUAUGGAGCCAGCCACUUCAGAAAUGCCACCUGUUGAAAAGCUGAACUUAAGUGAACUGUUGCAGUCCAGUCUGGAUUUGUCAGAGGAGUGGCCUAACGAAGAGGAAAAGCUCAGAUUCCAGAAGCUGAAAGAAGAAAUUAUAAAAGUUGAAAGGGAAGAAUUUCUUGCUGACAAACGUGUAGGUGCAAUCCAUGAUUUUCCUCAAGCAGGGAAAAACCACAGAAGGAAGGAACAGCUCUGCUCCGAGUCAGCUGGUCUCUGCAGCAAAGUAGGUUUGCUGUGGUGCCGAGAGGUUUGCAGGGCAGCUGCUACGUGCGCAGGCGAGAGGGAGCCGCCGUCCGCUGGGGAAAAGCCUCCCAAAGGAAACGGUGGUGAGCAGGUCCCCCCGCUCCUGCCUCCCCCGCCGCCUGGCAGCCUUCCUCCCUAUCCCCCCUACUUCGAGGGAGCUCCCUUUCCUCACCCGCUAUGGCUACGGCACACGUACAACCAGUGGGUUCCUCAGCCACCGCCACGGACUAUAAAGAGGACGAGGAGGCGUUUGUCGCGGAACAGAGACCCGGGAAGGCUUAUCAUGAGCACCAUCCGGCUGCGGCCAAGGCAGGUGCUCUGCGAGAAGUGUAAGAACACUCUGAACCCCGAGGACGCGAACACGGCUAGGCAGAACGCUAAAACCAGGAGGAAGCUGAGCAUUCAGGACAAAGAGCAGAAAAAGCACAGUGACUCCGACUACGCGGAGAAAAGGAACAAAAGAGAAAAGAGAGAGGAGGACAAAUUUUCUGGGGAACUGGUCCAUCGAACGCCAGUUAUAAAAAUAUCCUACAGCACUCCCCAAGGGAAAGGCGAAGUGGUAAAAAUCCCUUCCCGGGUUCAUGGCUCAGUCAAACCCUUUUGUCCAGACCGAAUAUUGCAGAACGGAGGGGAGGACCAAGAGGAGACCAGAGACCCUGAACGGUGUCGAGAAACCAAAUGUUUAAUGGACAAGUCAGCAGGCAGCCAGCUUGCUUCCAUUCCAAAACUGAAGCUCACGCGGCCGGUGCAUUCCAGUGCGGAUGUCCCACCCCCAAAGAUACGGCUGAAGCCCCAUCGCAUAAAUGAUGGUCAGAGUGUUUCAAUUUAUAAGGCAGAACUUAUUGACGAAAUAAAUGUCCUUCAGAGCAGCAGGGACUCCAAUCCUGCCGCCUUUUACAAUGAUGAAUCCGCAGACAGAAGUUUAGCUGAGAUCUCUUCAGGGAGUUCAGGUGAAGAUGAGGACUUUAAGCGAUUUCCCCAAGGUAAAGAGGGACACGAUAACUUGGCUUUCCUUAUGAAUUACCGUAAACGAAAAGCAGAUUCUUCCAGCUUAUCGGUGUGUAGUAAUGACAGUCUAGAUGAAUCCAAGUCUUCUAGUUCAGAAGUAACAUCACCAGAACUGUGUGACUUUUUGCCUGGUGAUGACGCAUCCGUCUCUUCAUCUUCAAAAGAUGAGCGUAAGAUUGUGCCGCCGCUAACCGUUAGACUGCAUACCCAAAGUGUGUCCAAAUGCGUCACAGAAGAUGGAAGAACUGUUGCAGUGGGGGAUAUUGUUUGGGGUAAAAUUCAUGGUUUUCCGUGGUGGCCAGCACGUGUUCUUGACAUAAACCUUAGCCAGAAGGAAAACGGGGAACCUUCAUGGCGAGAAGCUAAAGUAUCGUGGUUUGGUUCUCCAACGACUUCAUUCUUAUCUGUUUCAAAACUCUCUCCUUUCUCUGAAUUUUUCAAACUGAGAUUUAAUCGCAAGAAGAAAGGGAUGUAUCGGAAAGCUAUCACGGAAGCUGCAAAGGCAGUAGAGCAUCUGACUCCAGAAAUAAGAGAUCUCUUAACACAGUUUGAGACAUAACUUUGCCUCCAGCAUCAGGUAACAGAAGAUAAGAGCACAGCUGUUCUCCUAGAGGGUCACGAAGUCUGUAAACACCCCGGCGUGCUCCCCAGGAGAAGCUGGAGGCUGCCGUGCGCAUGGCAGGAGGAGGAGGUUCCUUGUCAGAUUGCGCUGCUUUCCAUCUGGGACAGGCGACAGGCGCCGGGAUGCGGAGUCGGGAGGCUCCUCUGGUGCGAGGCCGGCAGGAAGGUCUUAAGGACAUCUUACCCUGGAAUGAGAAGCUGACGAGUCGUAUGGCAAGGAACUAGGAGAACAGCAAAAACCACCACUUGGAAUGUAUUUAUUACUUAAAAGUUAGCUAUUCUUGAUAAAAUCCCAAAAAUUAUUGCUGCUGCUUAUUUUACUUACAGAUUUCACACACUUGUUAAUUUUAAAGCUACCAAACUUUACUCAAUACUGUACUCUGAGAAAUGUAAUCGGAGCAGGACAUGCAAUAGAAUGAAAUCAUUGUAGUGUCUUAAGUACCAUGGACUCACUUUUGUGUCUAUUAAAACUCGGAAAAUGUGCAA
This is a messenger RNA of Egretta garzetta (little egret), 2747 nucleotides long. Its product is annotated as PWWP domain-containing protein 2B. The transcript is spliced from 9 exons. Gene Ontology annotation, cellular component: nucleoplasm; nucleus. NCBI's taxonomy places the organism in Eukaryota, Metazoa, Chordata, Aves, Pelecaniformes, Ardeidae. Gene Ontology annotation, molecular function: protein binding. The record is from RefSeq and is a predicted model, not a curated record. Bases 1 to 2199 code for a protein of 732 amino acids.